UAAUUUGCGCAGCGACGAACCUCAGGAUGCUCCGUCUGGCAUGGAACCAGCUGUUGAUCCUAAAUCGGCACUUCAACACGCCAAGGAGGCUGUCAAAGGGAUGAAAUCCCUUUCGAAGCCUGUGCGAUCUGUAGUAUCUACCACCCAAAAUGCACCAGCGGGUCUCGAAGACGCAUAUAAUUUCCAGGAUACAUAUCUCAAACCCCUCAAGAUAUUCGACAGUGUGAUCGAGAAGCUCGCGGAUGUACAUCCAUAUGCAAAGAUUGCACUGGGCGCCUUGUCUUGCGCUUCAAAAAUGGUCAUCGCCCAAGCGGACCGCGAUCAAGCGGACCAUCGUCUUGUCGACAAGUUGGAACAAGUUUAUGACUUCAUGAUGCAAGACGAGACGCUUGGCCAUAUUUCAUCGAUGCGUGGUAUCGUUGGUCAGAUUUCUCAGCAGACCCUCGAAUGUGCCCGCUUCAUCAGAGAUUAUUCAGAGACCAAGAACUUUUGGAAGAGACUCGGGAAAGACAUUCUCACCGAAACCAACAAUGAAAUUCAACAGUACAGUGAUGCGUUGGAUGCGCUCAUGCAGAACUUCCGGGACCAAGUUUCUCGGGACGUCGCUAUUCACACCCACC
Suillus bovinus is the source of this 620-nucleotide messenger RNA. RefSeq lists its product as uncharacterized. The transcript is spliced from 5 exons. The record is from RefSeq and is a predicted model, not a curated record. The annotation marks the transcript as partial. Lineage: Eukaryota; Fungi; Basidiomycota; Agaricomycetes; Boletales; Suillaceae.